AUGCUGUCAUCUGCGCGAACAUUUGCUCUACAGCCCUUGUGGAUACUGCGAGCCCGAAAUGGGCUUCGAGCCUUCGCAACUCAUGCUACCACUCCUACGUCAACACCUGCAUCGACAUCUCUGACCUCUGGCAACACAGUUAUAGCGUCCGCCAGUACGGCUGUGGACGGCCCUUUGCGUCCACAUCUAAAUAUCCCUGUAGAUCCUAAUCAUGGUCUCUGGGCAUUCUUCCGCAGAAAGGAAGUGGAUGGCAAGGUUUCACAUGAGACGCUAGAACCAGCAGAUAUUGUCAAUGACAACAGUGGUCGUUCAUGGAAAGCCGUCGAGUUGCGUAGGAAAAGUUUCAAGGACCUCCAUACCCUUUGGUAUGUCCUGAUGCGAGAGCGAAACCUUCUUGUCACGCAAAACGAGGAGGCACGUCGGCACAAGAUUCCUCUGGAAAUGUUAGCCACACAGAAUAAGCUAUUACGAUGUCGUAAAAGUAUGGCUCGCAUCAAGUACGUGAUCAACGAGAGGCGGCUCGCGUACGAGAAGGCAACACAAGCGUACAACAAACAGCGGGAAGCUGACCUCGCGGGAGAACAAAAAUUGAUACAAGCGGAGCAAGAGGAGAAUGUUGCCAAGGCCGAAGCAAUGGCCAAGGCACAGGAGGCAGCACGUAGGAAGGAGGCAGGCGAGACCCAGACAGCGGCGAGACUGGCAGGAGCAGGAAUCUUCGAAACCGUGGGGUCAGAAUCCUCUGUUCUCCGGACUGAAGACCUGAAGAACAAAUCUUAG
Fibroporia radiculosa is the source of this 777-nucleotide messenger RNA. RefSeq lists its product as uncharacterized. Lineage: Eukaryota; Fungi; Basidiomycota; Agaricomycetes; Polyporales; Fibroporiaceae. Gene Ontology annotation, biological process: mitochondrial translation. The coding region runs from base 1 to 777 and encodes 258 amino acids. The transcript has 3 exons. The record is from RefSeq and is a predicted model, not a curated record. Gene Ontology annotation, molecular function: structural constituent of ribosome. Gene Ontology annotation, cellular component: mitochondrial ribosome; mitochondrial large ribosomal subunit.